Molecule: messenger RNA, 3504 nt
Organism: Leopardus geoffroyi (Geoffroy's cat)
Lineage: Eukaryota; Metazoa; Chordata; Mammalia; Carnivora; Felidae
Product: carcinoembryonic antigen-related cell adhesion molecule 1-like
Exons: 9
Coding region: 155-1723 (522 amino acids)
Biological process (GO): regulation of immune system process; signal transduction
Cellular component (GO): cell surface; plasma membrane
Molecular function (GO): protein tyrosine kinase binding
Source: RefSeq, a predicted model, not a curated record
CGUGACCCGGCCAAGCGCUCCUGCCCCCAGAGGCGGCUCAGCACAGAGGGAGGAAGGACCACGGAGCCAACUUGUCGUGACAGCGGUGCUCCUGAGCAUUUCUGGAGCCGAAGCUCUCCUCACAGAGGGAAGGACAGAGCAGGCAGCAGGCGGCAUGGAGCCCCCCUCGGCCCUUCCCCGAGGAGGGCGUGUUCCCUGGCAGGAGCUCCUGCUGGCAGUCUCACUCCUAACCUUCUGGAACCCUCCCACCACUGCCCAAGUCACUAUUGAAUCGGUGCCGCCCGAUGCUGCCAAAGGGAAGGACGUUCUUCUGCGUGUCCACAAUCUGCCUGUGAAUCUUAUAGGCCUUGGCUGGUUCAAAGGGACAGCUAUAGAUCCCCGUAGGGAAAUUCUAUCAUAUGCAGCCGACUUACAAGAAAUUACCCCAGGAUCUGCAUACAGCGGCAGAGAGACAUUAUAUCUCAAUGGAUCCCUGCUGUUCCAGAACAUCAACCUGGAGGACACAGGAUACUACACCCUACAAAUCAUAAAGAGGAAUGUUCAAGUUGAAAAAGUAACUGGACAGCUCCGUGUAUAUCCGGAGUUACCCAAACCCAACAUCACAAGCAACAACUCGGACCCCGUGGAGAACGUGGAUUCUGUAGUAUUAACGUGUGAACCUCAGACUCAGAACACAAGCUACCUGUGGUCAGUAAACAGUAAGAGCCUCCCGGACAGCGCCAGGCUGGAGCUGUCCCUGGACAACAGGACUCUCACUUUACAUGGUGUCACAAGGAAUGACACAGGACCUUAUGAGUGUGAAACCUGGAACCCAGUCAGUGCCAGUCGUAGUGACCCAUUCACCCUGAAUGUUCUCUAUGGCCCGGAUGCCCCCACCAUUUCCCCCUCAGACUCCUAUUACCGUCCAGGGGCAAACCUCAGUCUCUCCUGCCACUCAGCCUCUAACCCGCCUGCACAGUAUUCUUGGCUUAUCAAUGGGAGCCCCCAGCCAUCCUCACAGGAGCUCUUUAUCCCUAACAUCACUGUGAAUGAUAGUGGAACCUAUACCUGCCUCGUCCAUAACCCUGGCACUCGCCUCAAUAAGACCACAGUCAAGACUAUCACAGUCUCUGAGCCAGUGUCCCAGCCCUCCAUCAACAUCAGCAACACCACAGCCACAGAACAUAAGGACUCUGUGGUCCUGACCUGCUCUACAAAUAACACAGGGGUCUCCAUCUGGUGGCUCUUCAAUAACCAGAGUCUAAAGCUCACGGAGAGGAUGAAGCUGUCCCCAGACAACAGCACCCUCACCAUAGACCCUGUCAGGAGGGAAGAUGCCGGGGAUUAUCAGUGUGAGGUCUCCAACCCAGUCAGUUCCAGCAAAAGUGACCUCGUCAAGCUGAAUGUGGAAUAUGAUUUCACACAACAAAGUUCUGGCCUCUCCGCUGGGGCUAUUGCCGGCAUCGUGAUCGGAGUCCUGGCCGGGGUUGCUCUCAUAGCAGCCCUGCUGUACUUUCUGUGUAACAGAAAGUCUGGCGGGACAAGUGACCUGCGUGAUCUCACAGAGCACAAACCCUCAGCCUCCAACCACAGUCAGGACCACUCUGACAAUGUGCAUAACAAGACUGAUGAAGUUGCAUAUUCUUCCCUGAACUUCAAUGUCCAGGCACCAAAGAAAUCAGCGUCAGCCUCCCCACCCCUAACAGCCACAGAAACAGUGUAUUCAGAAGUCCAAAAGAAGUAAUACCUUCUGUCCUGCUCUCUGCGCUGCUGACUCCUUCCCAAGCUCCUCAUCCCCAUCACUAGGAGACCCUUUUCCCCUCAGGGAAAAUGGGAUGAAGCCUCUUUCCCCACUUCACUCCCUAACUGAGAAACCUGCAGGCUGCCUGGUUACAGCCCCUCCCUUCAGUGUCAAUAGACGAAAAGGUACAUCCGGGAUUCCUAGGAAACCCAGCCUUCCUAGUCAUUGAAAUUUGGCAAAGCAGAUCUUGGGCGGUUGCCAGAACUUUUGCCCCUCCCAAGUUUUCCUGACCUAAACUUGUUUUAAACUUACUUAUUCAGGGCACAGUCAUUCCUUCCCACCCCAGUCCUGUCCUAUUGGAGUCUAACUUGAAUUUGCCGUAACCUUGUGAAUUAUGUCCUGAUCCACUGAAAUGCAUGUGCCAGAAAAGAAGAGAGGAAAGAAGUAAAAGUAAAAGCUUCUAUCUCCCCAAAGCCCAGUGUGAACCCACCAUACACGAGCAAACGAAUAUAUAACCAAUGCUGAAAUGGCAAAUUCUCCACCUUUGUCUACUAUCAGAGUUGUCUACCAGGGCCUAAACACCUUGCUGCUUGACUAGAAUGCCACCAAAGCCAUUUGGCAAGCCUGUUUUCAGAGAACCCACUGGAAGCAAUUAGGGAAAUUAUUUGCCAAGGUCCACAGGCGAUUCCUAAUGAAAAUGCCCCACAAAUGCAAUAUGUUUCACAACUUUAUGGGCUUUAUUCAAGGAAAUAUUCACAGAAGGAGGGCUUAUAGCUUCAGAGAACAUUCGCCUCUUAACAGACAAUCAGCUGGGAAUUUGGGAGAGGAGUCAGAGGAGCCACCCUUCAGAGAUUAUUUAAAUCAUUGUUAAAGAAUGCCCAAUUUGGCAUAUUGGGUUUUUUUCCCUUUUCUCUGAGACAUUCUGCCAUUUUAGUUUUUGCAUCUGCUAGUUUAUGUGAAAGGGGCUAUUUUUACUUAGCUUAUCUAUAUAAGCCAAUCUGCCUGCCUUAGGGGAAAGAAGCCGCCAAAACCCACAAGUCCCCUUGGCCAGGAGUUGCUCGAGGCAUUUAUGUCUGGGGCUCUUUUGUGGCCUCUUUUGUGGCUAGAUGGGUCUAACUCAGUUUCCCAGCAUCUCAGGCCAGUCUUCAACCACCAUUCCAUUCCACGGGGGUCUCUGCUGUGCGUGGUGUCUGUCCCACUCACUUUCUCAGGAGACCCGGCCUCUGCUAAGGUGCGUUUGGUCCUUGACAAGUGGGGAUGCCCUGAAGGGAACACACUCAAGCCCCUGCUGGCAUUGUUUACACCCUGAAAAGCUGCACUUGUGCUGAUGCUCCUGGGAACCCGGGCUGUGAGAGGUCAGGACAGGGGAGGGUGAUAACUGGGCCAGAGGCUUCUUGAACAGCCUCUGAAAUGUUUUCUCCCAUGGGGUCAAGUCCCAGUGUGCAGAACAGAAAAGAAGAGCCGGAGGAGAGUCAAUGCACUUCCCAUCCAGCCUCCCUCUAAGCAGACGGGAGUCUCUUUGGGGCUGUUGAGAAAAGGCUUUUAUUCUGUAUUGAUUACUUGAUGUCAUGCUGUGUCUAAGAUGCCCCUCAAAGAGGGCUAGUUGGGAAUUCUCUGUACUCAGGUACCUCUUUCAAGGGUUUUCUAACCCUCACACAGUCUAUUUAUACUUCCCCUCAUCUAUGCUACUCUGUGUUAUUUAAUUUUGCCUGGCUAGGGCCACUUCUGAAUUAUUUGUGAAACUUGCUCUAUAUUUAUAAUAAAAAUUAUAAAUUAGACAAAAA